Messenger RNA from Felis catus (domestic cat), 3066 nucleotides. It is a transcript of the gene DBN1, whose product is annotated as drebrin 1. The coding region runs from base 144 to 2252 and encodes 702 amino acids. NCBI's taxonomy places the organism in Eukaryota, Metazoa, Chordata, Mammalia, Carnivora, Felidae. Gene Ontology annotation, biological process: positive regulation of axon extension; regulation of actin filament polymerization; neuron projection morphogenesis. The record is from RefSeq and is a predicted model, not a curated record. Gene Ontology annotation, molecular function: actin filament binding. The transcript has 15 exons. Gene Ontology annotation, cellular component: cortical actin cytoskeleton; plasma membrane; lamellipodium.
CCCCCGGCCGCUGGCUCGCUCGGCUCGCAACGCUGCAGAGGCUCCGAGGCGGCAGCGGCGGCGACUCCUUCUUUCCUUCCCUGCUCCUCUGGCCGUCCGUCCGUCUGUGCGUCUGUCCGUUCGGUCUCGGUCCGGCCAGCAGCAUGGCUGGCGUCAGCUUCAGCGGCCACCGCCUGGAGCUGCUGGCGGCGUACGAGGAGGUGAUUCGGGAGGAGAGCGCGGCCGACUGGGCUCUGUACACAUAUGAGGAUGGCUCAGAUGACCUCAAGCUUGCAGCAUCAGGAGAUGGGGGUUUGCAGGAGCUCUCCGGCCACUUUGAGAACCAGAAGGUGAUGUACGGCUUCUGCAGCGUCAAGGACUCCCAGGCUGCUCUGCCAAAAUAUGUGCUCAUCAACUGGGUUGGUGAAGAUGUGCCUGAUGCCCGCAAAUGCGCUUGUGCCAGCCACGUGGCUAAGGUGGCUGAAUUCUUCCAGGGUGUUGACGUGAUUGUGAACGCCAGCAGCGUGGAAGACAUAGAUGCGGGUGCCAUCGGGCAGCGACUCUCCAAUGGGCUAGCGCGGCUCUCCAGCCCCGUGCUGCACCGACUGCGGCUACGUGAGGAUGAGAACGCCGAGCCGGUGGGCACCACCUAUCAGAAAACUGAUGCAGCUGUGGAAAUGAAGCGGAUUAACCGCGAGCAGUUCUGGGAGCAAGCCAAGAAGGAGGAAGAGCUGAGGAAGGAGGAAGAGCGGAAGAAGGCUCUGGAUGAGAGACUCCGGUUUGAGCAAGAGCGGAUGGAGCAGGAACGGCAGGAGCAGGAGGAGCGGGAACGGCGCUACCGAGAGCGGGAACAGCAGAUAGAGGAGCACAGGAGGAAACAGCAGACGUUAGAAGCUGAGGAGGCCAAGCGGAGGUUGAAAGAGCAGUCUAUCUUUGGUGACCAGCGGGAUGAAGAAGAGACCCAGAUGAAGAAGUCAGAAUCGGAGGUAGAGGAGGCAGCAGCCAUUAUUGCCCAGCGGCCUGACAACCCACGGGAGUUCUUCAAGCAGCAGGAACGAGUUGCGUCGGCCUCUGCGGGCAGCUGUGAUGCACCCUCACCCUUCAACCACCGACCAGGUCGUCCGUACUGCCCUUUCAUAAAGGCAUCGGACAGUGGGCCUUCCUCCUCCUCCUCUUCCUCCUCCUCCCCUCCACGGACUCCCUUUCCCUAUAUCACCUGUCACCGCACCCCAAACCUCUCUUCCUCCCUCCCAUGCAGCCACCUGGACAGCCACCGGAGGAUGGCACCCACCCCCAUCCCCACCCGGAGCCCAUCUGACUCCAGCACGGCUUCUACCCCUGUCGCUGAACAGAUUGAGCGGGCUCUGGAUGAGGUCACGUCCUCGCAGCCUCCACCACUGCCUCCGCCACCCCCUCAAGAGACCCAGGAGCCCGAGCCUGGCCUGGAUAGUGAAGAGACCAGCAAAGAGGCCAGAGCAACAGCCCCUCAGGCCUGGGCAGGCCCCAUGGAGGAGCCCCCACAGGCACCAGAACCUCCCCAGGGGCAAGGCAGCCCCACGGAGGACUUGAUGUUCAUGGCAUCUCCAGAGCAGGCUGUCCUGGCUGCCCCUCUGGAGCCUGCCAUGGCCAACACCACCACAGCUGACAUCCCGGUAGCUGAUGCCAUUGAAACCGACACUGCCACUGCCGAUACCGCUGUUGCCAACACCAUUUCCCCUGCCGCUGCCAGCCUCAUUGACCUAUGGCCUGGCAACGGGGAAGAGGCCUCCACAUCCCAGGCUGAGCCUAGGGUCCCUACACCACCUUCAGGUGCCGAGGUCACUCUGGCAGAGGUACCCCUGCUAGAUGAGGUGGUUGAGGAGCCACUGCCACUGGCAGGCAAAGGCUGUGCCAACCUUCUCAAUUUUGAUGAGCUGCCUGAGCCGCCAGCUACCUUCUGUGACCCAGAAGAGGAAAUAGAAGGGGAGCCUCUGGCCACCUCCCAGGUCCCAACUCUGCCCUCUGCUCUAGAGGAGCUGGAUCAGGAGCCAGAGCUGGAGCCAGAGCCAGAGCCCCACCUGCUGACCAAUGGCGAGACCACCCAGAAGGAGGGGACCCAGGCCAGUGAGGGGUACUUCAGCCAAUCACAGGAGGAGGAGUUCGCCCAAUCCGAAGAGCUGUGCGCAAAGGCCCCGCCUCCUGUGUUCUACAACAAACCUCCAGAAAUCGACAUCACCUGCUGGGACGCAGACCCAGUACCAGAAGAGGAGGAGGGCUUCGAGGGCGGUGAUUAGCGGUGGCGCCCGCCCUCAGGCUGCCCUCGCCAAGGCCGCCCACCUGUGCCGGCCUCUGGCCAGACGGCCCGCCGUGCCUGCACUCGCAGCAGCUCCGCCUGGCACCCACUCCGGAUUCCGGCCCUGGCCCGGGACUUGGCCGCUUCCCCACCCACAGGGCCUGACUUUUACAGCUUUUCUCUUUUUUUUAAAGUUGAUAGGAGACUUGUACAGUUGACUGGUUUUCCUCCCGUUGGUAGUUGAGACGCUGUUGCAAAUUCUACCCCCUCCCCGCCCGGACCAGAUUGUAGCUCUUAGUCCUCCCUGCUCACUCAGCUGGACGGGGUGGAGGCCUCGCCCUUCGUGGGAGCCUGGCGUCGGGGGAGCUCUGGUGGGAAAAUGCCCCACCUCUUUUCCUAGUUUUAUGUUUCUUGGAAAAAUAUCACUUUGUAUUCUCUGUCCAGGGCUUCAGAUAUUUUGCACGAAUUUUAAAACAUGGCAAUAAAUGGCUCGUGGGCUCUGGCUCCCUGGGACCCCCUCCCCGCCCUUCUCUUGACCCCUCCCCGCCUGGCCCAAAGGAAGUAGGCCCAGCUGGGGCCCCUCGGCUUCCAGGCCCUUUCCUGCCCCCCUCCUGCUGGGCAGGUCCCAAGCUGGAGGCCCUAGGCGCGGAUCAGGUUAGGGCUAUCGGUGGGGCCCGGGGCUUAAAUGGCCCCUCCCUAACUCCUCCCUCUUUGCUUGGGUUCCUUUUUCACGUUCAGUAACUGUUUUUGGAAAGCACAAACUUCUGUAACGGGUCGUGCUCAUGUCUGUUAAUAAAGAAAUCCAGAUCCCUUCA